AUGGCCGAUAAAGAACUCGUUGCCAAGGGUGAAAACUGGGCUCGUGCACAACGUGAAAGGCUUGAACAAGCAGCAAAUGAAAAGGCUACCCAACUUCGUCGUAUCUACAAUGAACACUUGGAGUGGUUCAAGACACACACUAUUGAAUCGCUGAUCGAGACGCGACGACCUGCUAAACGACACAAAGCAAACGACAACGCUGACCUCACAUCAACCGACCAAGUGAAGCUUGUACAAUCAUCGCGACACACCAUCGUUGACGAGAGCAGCAUGGAAGGCAACUCAAUGAGAAGCUUUAGUCGCCAAUCCUUGACCAGCCGAUCGUUUCAUUCACCCACAAGCUAUCGCUCGUUUUCAUUGACCAGCCCGACAGCGAAUCAAAGCAGCACCACUGGUACCAGCAGUAGGCAACGAAAGAGUCUAAGAUCACCUACUCGCAUUCAUCACGAUGCAUCACGUGCUUCCAGAUCACAUUCAGUUGAUACCAAUCCAAAAAAGCAACCACGUUCUUCAUCGAUUUCCAACAAAGGAAAGCAGGACACUCAAAGACGAUCGAUAUCCAAGGAAACUCAAGUCGAAGCAACAACAACGAAUGAGUCUUCCUUAGCAACCACAAACGAGUCUUCCGCAGCACCAGCAACAACAACGAAUGAAUCUACCUUAGCAACAACAAAAGAAGCUUCCGCAGCAGCAGCAGAAAAUGAGUCUUCCAUGGCAACGGCAACAACCAAUGAACCCUCCCUAGCAACAAAAACAAACGAAUCCUCUUCCUCCUCCCUAGCAGCAGCAACAACAGCAGCAAAUGAACCUUCUUCUUCAACAGGCACAAAGACGACCACAUCAAAAAAGCUAUCCACAACUUCAACAGACAAAAAGACGACCACGUCAAACAAAGCUACUCGAAAAGAGCCAUCUAAUGCUGAUAAUACUGAAAUGCCCUCACAACAAAAUGAGCAAUCAAGCGAUAAAACGGGUGCCGAGAACAAUGAAGCAUCAUCAUCACAUGUGGAUCCUGAUUUUCAGUUGAAUGAAACCCCAGCAUGGGCCGAAAUGCCUGAAUUGGAGCGCCAUUUACGUCAACAAUGUAACAUGGAUGGACACAAAAUAUUUGGACGCAUGACGCCAUUGGUAACAUCAGAGGUGUUUGGCACCCUCAGACAACGUCAAGCAAGAAAAUAG
Messenger RNA from Lichtheimia ornata, 1179 nucleotides. RefSeq lists its product as uncharacterized. The record is from RefSeq and is a predicted model, not a curated record. The transcript is spliced from 3 exons. Lineage: Eukaryota; Fungi; Mucoromycota; Mucoromycetes; Mucorales; Lichtheimiaceae. Bases 1 to 1179 code for a protein of 392 amino acids.